Orbicella faveolata is the source of this 2396-nucleotide messenger RNA. RefSeq lists its product as uncharacterized. The record is from RefSeq and is a predicted model, not a curated record. Lineage: Eukaryota; Metazoa; Cnidaria; Anthozoa; Scleractinia; Merulinidae.
UACUAUAUACAAAUUGUCACAAACAGGAAAAACGAGCCGAAUUCAUUACAAGAAAGAACACAGGAAGACGACACGCAAUCGUUUAAUUUCUUCUAAUACGAAAGAUAUCGCUCAGAACCGGCAUUCUUAUACAUUUGCUGUUUUACAAUGGCAACCUUUCAUGUUCAAAACUUAAAUGCUUCGCUUGUUAAGUUUGAGGCGAAUGUCAACAACUAUGCAAGUAUUCGAAGAACCAGUGCUCCCGACAUGUCAAGAAACAUCCAAAGCAUCCUUUCUUGGGUGGAAGGCGAGAAGAGAAAUGCAAAGCGACAGUCCAAGGAGAACAAAAUCGCUAAAAUUGGGAGUGUCAUUGAAACAUGUGUUGAUUCCUUGGAAGGUCUGAGCAGCGGAAACCCAGCACAGGUCAUGAAAGGAUGUCUCAGCAUUGCAUCAUCUGUGGCUGUUGUGGUUGGUGGACCGUACGGAGCUGCUGCCGUGGCCAUCUGCGGUAUACUUGCAUCAAUUCUCUCUGCCAGUUCUCCUAAGGAGCCCGAUUUGGUGACAGUGUUUACAGAUAUAGUUCAUGCAGAGCUACUGAAGUUUAAUCAGGAGUUAAAACGACAGACCUUUGAAGGGCUGAAAUCUCGUAUCAAGAACAUGAACGCCAAUUUGAAAGAACUUCAGAGGGCAUCGAAUCACAUUGAAAUACCUGACAAAGUCCUCUACGAGACAGAUUUACCUCAGUUCAUUGGUGAGGUCGCUUACAACUUUCUGAAAGGCCUUAAUGAGGGUAGCAAAGAAGAGGAGGUAAACAACUCCCUCACAUCGAUGGCUAUUUAUUGUAACGCGCAAACAGCGCUGUUCCUUUUGCUUACAAACAUUCUGGCAACUUUUCAAUCAACUGGUCGCGAGACAAAGAUGAUCAAGAGCUUACUGGAUACUCAAAUUCAGGACGCUCACGAAAAACUUGGAUUCCUCUCAGAAGAGAAAUACUUGAGACUGAGCUCUGUGUUCACAAAAGCUACAUAUAAUGGUGAACCUCCCACUGAAGAUGACUUACGUAAAGUGGUGACCAUUCGUCACUUUGGCAAGUGCAGCCAUCUCCCUGCUUAUGAUAUUAUCGAAGGGUUCAGAGAAGGCUUAGGAAUGCCAAGACUUCAGAAAACCUUUGUGGGGCUAUUUGGAUUUUGUGGACCUAAAGUAACAAUCCACCGUUACCCUCAACCUCAAACUAAGGGAGACAAUCAUUACUUCCAACUCAUCAAUCAUUCUCAUGUUCCUGUCGAAGUGGUGUGUGGCACAGUAGGAAGCCAAGUGAACGGGUUGAAAUUCCGUCAAGAUGUGCCACCAUACUCCUCCUAUGAACACGUUGCCACCAAAUCAACGUGGAAUUUUUCCACUGGCGGAGUGUUCAUCAUGUAUUUGAGUGGUAAAAAAACAUCCUUUGAAAUGGGAUCCGAUAGGCGGAACCUCAAGGUUUUCGAGUUUGCGCUGUCCAACCAUUCAUAGGCUCCCGUAAAUUGACCAUUCUGGGGAAAAAAACAACUUUCUGUCUGUAAAGGUGAAGAUUGUUGGAAGCAGAUGACUGCUAUUCCCAGUCCACCUAUUUAUUUUGAGCACUGCAACAAAUAUUAUUUGGUUGUUGGAGGAUAUACCCACGAUUUUGAACGAUUAACUAAUCUUCGUGGCAAGAAUGGAUGCCAAACGUGGCGGUUUAUGAUACAGGAAUUCGACCCUCUGGAAGAUCUUGAGACAUUCCCGGGUGUUUUCCAUUAAAUGAAACGCGUUUGAAAUUAUUUGGACCACUAUUACUUUUUUUGCUAUCUCAAUUUGCUCAGAAACUGCGAUUUCUUGAGUCCAUGAACACAUUGAUUGGCUGAGGGAACACUCACAUUUACACAUGAGCAGGCUGACUUGUAAAUUAAGUUGACGUGAUUCAACUUAUCAAGAAACUUAUUAGUUAUGUAAAUAAAGAGUUACUUUUAAUUUCUUUACAUACAUACAUACAUACCCUUUAUUUAAACACGAUGGAAGGUUACUUAUUUACCUGACCGACGAAUUACAGUAGCUUAGAGUGGAAUCCCGUUUUUUCGAACCUCCAACAGAAACGAAAAUUGGUUCGAAAAUUUGGAGAGCUCGAGAAAUCGUGGGUAAUAUUACACUGUUCGGUUGAGGAGAGGGAACGACUUUUAGUUCGAGCUGUCGGGAGGUUCGAAAAAUUGAGGGUUCGAGAAAUCGAGAUUUCCGAUUGUACUGCCGCAAAUAUGAAUCACCUCUUCAUGAUAUAAUAAUAGUCUUUACGUGCUGCCAUCGCCAUUUAUUACUUUCGUACGGCUUGUUUCAAAUUCUGUCUUUGAGUAUUUCCAAAAGAUCUAGAUGAAAACUCCGACAAGCAAGUAAUUUUUAUCUGGAAACCC